AUGGCUGAUAACAGCACAACAACCGAGGAGGCAACGCAGGGGUUCACCUUCUACCACUAUGAACCGUCCAUGGUGGCUGCUGUUAUUUUCAUUGGAGUGUUUGGAAUCUCCGCCCUGCUGCACAUCUGGCAGUUGACUAGAGCCCGAACAUGGUACUUUAUUCCAUUUGUGAUCGGUUGCUUCUUUGAGGCUGUUGGUUACGUCGGCCGAGCCAUGUCCGCGAAAGAAGCCCCAGACUACACCAAGAACCCUUACAUCAUCCAAUCAAUCCUGCUCCUUCUUGGCCCUGCACUAUUCGCCGCUUCAAUCUACAUGAUUCUCGGCCGUCUCAUCAACCUGCUUGAUGCUGGGAAUUACUCUUUGAUCAGGCCAAAGUGGCUGACCAAGGUGUUUGUCCUGGGCGAUGUGCUAUCUUUCUUCGCCCAAAGUGGAGGUGGUGGUAUGCUUGCGACUGCCAAGGACAGAGAUUCCGUCAAGAAGGGAGAGAACAUCAUUGUUGGUGGUCUCGGUAUCCAGGUCCUCUUCUUCGGCUUCUUCAUGAUUGUCACUCUCGUUUUCCACUUGCGCCUCUCUCGCAACCCAACCCCAAAGACCCACACUAUCGACACGCCAUGGAAGGGACUUCUCUGGGUGUUGUAUGCUACGAGUUUGCUCAUCAUGGUCAGAUCCGUGUUUCGAGUCGCCGAGUAUGUGGAGGGCAAAGAGGGAGAGCUGCAGUCGAAGGAGAUGUACAUUUACAUCUUUGACGCGUUGCUGAUGGGCAUUACGGCGAUGUUGUUCAACUGGUUCCACCCAAGCCGUGUGAUCAACAACCGCCAGCCUGGUUUAAAAUCGGUUUCGAGCUCCGAAGUGCUCUCUGAGGGUUACCUCAUGGAGAGCGGGCAGUAUCAACAGGCACACUACCCCCAGGGACAAUACCCUCAGGGACAAUACCCUCAGGGACAAUACCCACCAAGCCCCAACUACCAAUACCAGGGCGCUGGUGGACAUGGGGACUUUCGGAGGUGA
Molecule: messenger RNA, 1008 nt
Organism: Colletotrichum truncatum
Lineage: Eukaryota; Fungi; Ascomycota; Sordariomycetes; Glomerellales; Glomerellaceae
Product: rta1 domain-containing protein
Cellular component (GO): membrane
Source: RefSeq, a predicted model, not a curated record